Apiotrichum porosum is the source of this 1212-nucleotide messenger RNA. RefSeq lists its product as uncharacterized. The transcript has 3 exons. Bases 1 to 1212 code for a protein of 403 amino acids. NCBI's taxonomy places the organism in Eukaryota, Fungi, Basidiomycota, Tremellomycetes, Trichosporonales, Trichosporonaceae. The record is from RefSeq and is a predicted model, not a curated record.
AUGCGGUCCCAGCGCAUGGCCGCCUUGGCGGUACUCAUGCUUCCCGCAGUAUCCGCCGCGGCUCAGCUUUCAGACAUCAUCACUCAGUUCGGCCUGACGGACUCGCACACGUUCAAGUUCCCCACACAGGACUUGUCUGGUAGUGACGCUGCCAACUACAUCAUCUCCAACUGGGACCUGAACGGCGACCACAUCGCCUGGGGAACCAAGUACAUCUCCUUUGCUCCUGACCCGGCUACAUCCUCAAACUCGUCUGCGAGGCGCAGGAGAGAUGACGAACCGACGCCCGCAGCUCGUUACGCGGCUACCUCGGGCCCAGCAUUAGAAGGGAGGUCCAAGAAGAACUCGACUUCAACAUCAGCUUCGGCCACCAGUAGCGUUGCCGCUGCCGCAAGCUCGGCUGUCACCGACGACUCGGCUGUUCUCCGUGUGGAGUAUCCCGCCGGCUCGUACUCGAACCAGACAGGCGGAACCCAGUUCUACGCUCAGCCUAUCAACGCCUCGUCGUCGAGCACCUCGCCAUUGAACGUGACCUCGAACGGCCAGUAUGAGCGCAUGCUGCUCUCUUACGAUGUCUUCUUCCCCUCGGGCUUCGGAUUCAACCUUGGCGGCAAGCUCCCCGGUCUGCGUGGUGGACCGGACCCUACCGGCUGCUCUGGCGGUCACCAGGCGGACGGCACCAAGUGCUUCUCAACACGCCUCAUGUGGCGCAGCGGCUCUCUUGGCGAAGUGUAUGCCUACCUGCCCACGGGCCCCAAGAACUUCUGCUCGCAGCAGUACAUCACCUGUAACUCGGACUAUGGAACCUCCAUUGGCCGUGGCUCCAUCUCGUUUGCUACUGGCAAGUGGCAGACCGUCUGGCUCUACGUCGAGCUCAACAAGGUCGGCACCAACAACGGUAUCAUCUCGUUGUGGUACAACGGUGUCCAGGCUUGGCAGUUGACCAACCUCGAGAUCCGUUCCGCCGCCUCCAUCGCGUCGGUUGGCGGCCUUUACUUUUCGACCUUUUUCGGCGGUGACGACGAGACCUGGGCCUCGCCUACCGACCAAUUCACCUACUUCCGCAACAUUACAAUCGUGGGCGGUCUCGGCCAGUCUGACCUCGCCGGCUCCAAGUCGGCUGCCGUCUCCACCGUCGCGCCUCCUCGCACGGGCGUCAUUGCUAUUGCUGCCGCCACCCUCAUCACACUCGCUGCCAGCUUCGUGUACUAG